This is a messenger RNA of Purpureocillium lilacinum, 585 nucleotides long. The record is from RefSeq and is a predicted model, not a curated record. NCBI's taxonomy places the organism in Eukaryota, Fungi, Ascomycota, Sordariomycetes, Hypocreales, Ophiocordycipitaceae.
AUGGCCCAGCCCGGUUGUGUCGUAACCGGCGACGGUGCCGUCGGCAAGACAUGCCUGCUCAUCUCAUACACGACCAACGCCUUUCCCGGCGAAUACAUUCCCACAGUCUUCGACAACUACUCGGCGAGUGUCAUGGUCGAUGGCAAGCCCAUCAGCUUAGGUCUGUGGGAUACUGCUGGACAGGAGGACUACGACCGACUCCGACCUCUGUCGUACCCGCAAACCGACGUCUUCCUCAUCUGCUUCUCCAUUGUCAGCCCCCCGUCGUUUGACAACGUCAAGGCCAAGUGGUACCCCGAGAUUGACCACCACGCCCCGAACAUCCCCAUCAUUCUGGUGGGCACCAAGCUCGAUUUGCGCGAGGACGCCGCGACGCUGGACUCGCUGCGACAGAAGCGCAUGGAGCCCGUGUCGUACGAGCAGGCCCUAGUGUGCGCCCGGGAAAUCAAGGCCUACAAGUACCUCGAAUGCUCUGCCCUGACGCAGCGCAACCUCAAGAGCGUCUUUGACGAGGCAAUUCGCGCCGUGUUGAAUCCUCGACCGCAGCCUUCCAAGUCGAAGAAGUCGAAGUGCUCAAUCCUGUAA